Messenger RNA from Bombus terrestris (buff-tailed bumblebee), 825 nucleotides. RefSeq lists its product as uncharacterized. The transcript has a single exon. Lineage: Eukaryota; Metazoa; Arthropoda; Insecta; Hymenoptera; Apidae. The record is from RefSeq and is a predicted model, not a curated record. Bases 196 to 786 code for a protein of 196 amino acids.
ACGAACUGAAACAUGUACCAUAACGCACGAAUUAUGAUAAAAAAGAAACUGUCUUUCGAAUAAAAGCAAUCCGUUUGCCAGGUGCGCUUAAGGAUGUACAGGACGUCGACGGAGCAAGUGUACGAAAUACAGCCGCUGGAGGGUAACAGUUCCGCUCAACGUUACAUUCAACAGCCGAAACAAUGAUUCUCUGAAAUGCCUACUCCGUCGGUUUCGCCGACGUCUUCUCUCCGAAAGCGCGUCUCGGAACUGCCAAGAGCCGCGAGUGCAUCCGUUUCCGGUGCUGCGGGCAUUGUCUGCUCUAAUACGGAUCUGAUAUCGAUCCUAAGCUCGUUAGCGUCUUCCGCGACGGAAAUCAACCGAUGCGGCGAGGAAGCGCCGAGUUCGCGGGACGAUAGCAAAUCAAACUGGCCCGGAAAAACGACCGAACAGAAAGGAAGUCGAUGGAAGAGCUUCCGUUCCAACAGCUUCGACGUGUCGACAUUGCACGGAGCUAAAAGUAAGCUUAGCGGAUCCUCGAAAGCCGCUAUUUCGACCUUUAUGGCACCGUCGAAUUGGUUCACGAAGAGACACCAGCCGAUGUCGAAGAAGCCGGAAGAUUUAGGAACGGCCAGUUUAAGUCUUAGGUUCGAUAAAUCGAAGGUAGUGAAGGCGGUGAAGAAAACGUUGGGUAAAAAGUCCCCUAAUAGCGAGGUCGAACACAAAGUCGUAUGGGACAACACUAGUGGAACCAAAGUGGACGUUCAGGUAAUUGUAUUUCUCGUUACGAUAUCGUUUCUUGUUUAAGAGCCAUCGUAGGUGAAAGGAGGAAUGAAAAAGAAAAUC